Maniola jurtina (meadow brown) is the source of this 4779-nucleotide messenger RNA. RefSeq names its product 1-phosphatidylinositol 4,5-bisphosphate phosphodiesterase (gene norpA). The coding region runs from base 258 to 3503 and encodes 1081 amino acids. The transcript has 22 exons. Gene Ontology annotation, molecular function: phosphatidylinositol-4,5-bisphosphate phospholipase C activity; calcium ion binding. Gene Ontology annotation, biological process: phosphatidylinositol-mediated signaling; lipid metabolic process. The record is from RefSeq and is a predicted model, not a curated record. Lineage: Eukaryota; Metazoa; Arthropoda; Insecta; Lepidoptera; Nymphalidae.
GUCCGCGAGGCCGCCGCGCGUUACGGUCGUGCGAACGAACCGCGAAGACGCGGUCGCGUGCUAUUGCAAUCAUUCAUACGUCUAAAUAACUAUAUCAAUACUUGAAUACCUAUUCAUAUAGCUGCAUAACCUCUAAUGUAUGAUAUUGUGUGGUUUUUGUGUCAGUGAAUCUGUUUCGGAGACGAAUAACAAGGAGAUGGCCAGCUGCUAAACAGGAAGAGCGAAGUUUCGGGCGAGUGGAGUGAGCGCCCUGCACCAUGACUAAGAAGUUCGAGUUCAACUGGCAGAUACCAGUGCCGGAACCACUGCUGCAGGGUGCGACCUUCGACCGCUGGACGGAGGAGAAGGAUAACACGGAGUUGGAGCUGAACUGCCUGUUCAAGGUCGACGAGUAUGGCUUCUUCAUCUACUGGAAGAGCGAGGGAAAGGAUGGAGACGUGAUUGAGCUUUGCCAAGUGAGCGACGUGAGGUCUGGGGGAGUGCCAAAGGAUGCCAAACUCAACGACAAGCUAGAAAAGAAACACGGCAAAGAUCUGGAAGAGAAAUCGUUAACAAUAUGCAGCGGCACCGACUACAUCAACAUCAACUACCAGCACGUCGUCUGCGCGGACGCGAACACUGCCACGGUAUGGUUGCAAGGGCUGAGAAAGAUCACACACAAUGUGAAGGCCAACAAUGUGUGUCCAAUGACAUGCCUCAAGAAACAUUGGAUGCGCUUGUCUUUCCUAACGGAUCCAAAAGGCAAAGUUCCAGUAAAGGUGGUUGCACGAACAUUCGCUUCGGGCAAGACGGAGAAGCUGGUCUACCAGUGCCUGUCAGACCUGGGCCUGCCCUCGGGGAAGAAUGAAGCCAUGGAGAAGGAAGCUUUCACCUUUGACAAGUUCUACGCCCUGUACCAUAAGAUUUGUCCGAGGAACGACAUUGAGGAACUGUUUAGAUCGAUCACGCAAGGCAAGUCAGACCGCAUCAAUCUGGAGCAGUUCGUGAACUUCCUGAACGAGAAGCAGCGGGACCCGCGCCUCAACGAGAUCCUCUACCCGCUGUACGACGACAAGCGCGCGCUCGAGAUCAUCAACGACUACGAGCAGGAGGAGGAUGCCAAGACUGCCAAAUGUCUCACAAAAGACGGGCUCAUCCGGUACCUCAUGUCUGACGAGAACGCGCCGGUGUUCCUCGACCGCCUGGACUUCUACAUGGAGAUGGACCAGCCCUUGUCGCAUUACUACAUCAACUCCUCACACAACACCUACUUGUCCGGGAGACAGUUCGGCGGCAAGAGCUCCGUGGAGAUGUACCGACAAGUCUUGCUGGCUGGAUGCAGAUGCGUAGAACUGGAUUGCUGGGACGGCAAAGGGGAAGACGAGGAGCCAAUCAUCACCCACGGCAUGGCCAUGUGUACCGACAUACUGUUCAAAGACGUGAUCUACGCGCUGAGAGACACGGCCUUCGUGACGUCAGACUACCCCGUCAUCCUGUCCUUUGAGAACCAUUGCUGCAAGGCGCAGCAGUACAAACUAGCCAAGUAUUGCGACGAGAUCCUCGGGGACUUGCUGCAGAAGGAGCCUUUGCCUGACUAUCCAAAAAACCGUUGCUUCCAGCUGGAACCUGGCCAGCCCCUGCCGCCUCCCUCGCUGCUGAAGCGCAAGAUCAUGAUCAAGAACAAGCGCCUCAAGCCUGAAGUGGAGAAGCAGGAGUUGGAGCUGUUCCGACAAGGGCAGUUCGUUAUUGAGGAUGAGGUGAAGGAAGACGCUUCUGCUGUCGUCUUGCCUGAGAAGAAAGUUGAAGAAGAAAUAGUAGCAGAGGCGGCAGCUACAGGAGACGGCGACGCCCCGCCACCCGUACAAUACACAGGAUCAACCACCAACGUGCACCCCUGGCUAUCAUCGAUGGUUAACUACGCGCAACCCAUCAAAUUCGUGAGCUUCGAGGAGGCUGAGAAAAAGAACAUCCACCACAACAUGUCCUCGUUCGCGGAGACGACCGGCAUGAACUACCUCAAGUCGCAAGCCAUAGACUUCGUCAACUACAACAAGCGGCAGAUGUCCAGAAUCUAUCCCAAGGGCACACGCGCUGAUUCCUCCAACUACAUGCCUCAGGUGUUCUGGAACGCGGGCUGCCAGAUGGUGUCCCUCAACUUCCAGACCUCCGACUUGCCGAUGCAGCUGAACCAGGGCAAGUUCGAAUACAACGGCAAUUGCGGCUACCUGCUCAAGCCGGACUUCAUGCGGCGCGCCGACCGCAGCUUCGAUCCCUUCGCCGACGCGCCCGUGGAUGGCGUCAUCGCUGCGCAGUGUGGUGUGCAGGUCAUAGCCGGGCAGUUCUUGUCAGACAAGAAAGUGGGCACAUACGUGGAAGUGGACAUGUACGGGCUGCCAACCGACACCAUCCGUAAGGAGUUCCGUACGCGCAUGGUACCCGCCAACGGACUGAACCCGGUCUAUAAUGAGGAACCCUUCUUGUUCCGAAAGGUCGUAUUACCAGACCUGGCCGUGCUCCGCUUCGGCGUGUACGAAGAGAGCGGCAAGCUGCUCGGCCAACGCAUCCUGCCGCUGGACGGCUUGCAGGCUGGCUACCGCCACAUCUCGCUGCGGACGGAGGCCAACUUCCCCAUGUCGCUGCCCAUGCUGUUCUGUAAUAUUGAGCUGAAGAUCUACGUGCCUGAUGGGUUUGAAGACUUCAUGGCUGCCUUGUCCGACCCUCGAGCAUUCAUGGGGGCGGCCAAGGAACGAACGGACAACAUGAAACAGAUGGGCAUUGAGGAAAGUGGUCCAGAGAAGAAGGCGCCGGUUGAGGAGAAGAAAGAAGAGCCUCUAGUCUUCGAGCCAAUUACAGUGGAGUCGUUAAGGCAAGAGAAGGGUUUCUUGAAGACAGGCAAGAAACAGCAGAAAGAUCUAGAUGUGAUGAAGAAGCGCCACGCCAAGGAGAAGAUGACACUGCAGAAGCAGCAGUGUGCUGCGCUAGAGAAGAUGAUCAAGGGCAAGAAUAAGGAGCAGUUAAGCGCCGACGCGGCCUUCCGUACAUUGGUCGGGGAGCAGGCGGGCGCGUGGGGCGAGCUAGUGCGAAAACAACGUGCUGAGAUGUGUGCGGCCGCCAGGACCAGGCUGCACGAGCAGCGGGAUAUGCUCAAGAAGUUCUGCGAGCAGGCGCAGCUGGCGCAGAUGAAGCAGCUGGAAGCCAAGCAUGAGAGGGAGCUGAAGGAGAUGAACACGCGACAAGCCAAGAUCAGCGUGGAGACGAGCAAGGAGGUAGCCAACGAUAAGACGCUGAAGACCAAACAGGAGAAGGACCGGCGCCUGCGCGAGAAAAAGCAGAACAACACCAAGAAGUUCAUGGACGAACGAAAGACACAAACCAUCAAACAGAAUCGCGAAAAAGACAAGUUGAAAGCUACCCACGAUAAACAGAUGGAGGAACUGUCUAAGGACAUCGAUAAUCUGAUCGAGAUGUACAAAAUGGAGGAAUCAGAAUUUGAGAUGGCGAGCAAGACCGAGUUCUUUGCAUGAAAGUAUCCGGACAUUGCUCCGUUACUUGAGCAAUUGACGGGAACUGACUUGACAGUGAAGUGAUCUCCUUAAUUAUAACUAUACAUACUUAAUUAUUUAAAUAUAUUAGGCCGGUUGUCCAUUGGGACUGGCUUUCGCAGUGGAGAACUUUCCAGGGUCAGUUUCUUAAAAGUUCCUGGAAAGUUUCCAAUUUCUUGCGGCAAGUCGACUUCAGCAAGUUUUGCAUACUAAAAUUUGCAGAAAUUGACAGUUAAUCCGAUAGUGACAGCGACUUCUGCGAGAAAACUUGCCAGUGGACAUUCGGCUUUAUGAUGGAAACACAUUCGCAACACGCCACUCCACCCAGUCACUAAAACUGUUUUUUUUUUUCAGAGCCGAUUUUUCAACCGUCAAAUAACUUUUAUCUGAGGAACAGAUUUGAGGUAUUAGUUUUUGUAUAGGUAAUCUGUCAAAACGUCAUUCCUCAGAUAAAAGUUAUUUGAAAAUCGAAAAAGUUUGAUAAAUCUACCCUCAUUUAACUUUUCAGGCGCCAACCCUGGUGCCUAAAGGAGUAUUAGGUACUGAAAUAAUUAUAAUAAUUAUUAUUAUUUAAGUGUCGUGAGGUAACUUCACAGCACGUGGCAUAGGUAUCUACUGCUAUGCGACGCGUGGGGUGGCUUUUAAAAAAUGUGUUUCUACCCUACUUUAAAUACUGCGUAAUUUAGCAAUUCAUUAUUUAUUCGUAUGGAAAAUCUAUAUUUUUAGUGGUACUUUUAGUAUCUGCCUAACUAUAAAAGUUGGGUUUACGCAAAGUGCCAAAACAACCGUUUUUCAUUUAUAUUUUCACUAUUUAAUGACCUAAUACAAAAUGUAGGUUUUUUUUUUAUUUGAAAAAUAAAGGUUUUUUUUGCACUUUUAGAAUAAUUUUCGCAUUGUUUUGAAUUUGUAAAUUAAUAAAAAAUAUAACUUUUUAACAUCAUACAUGCAUAGUUUAAGACUUCUCUUGAUAUAUUUUUUUCUUAUAGCGUGAUUUAGGAUUUUGUUCUCUUUACGGGUAAAAGUAUAGAACCUCUUUAUUACCUAGUCACUGAUCGAAUAUUACUAUAGACAAUUUUGGUAUGUACUUAUUUUAAUUAUAUUUUUUGGGUUCCUUAGUGAAUCAAGGAACUCUUAUAGUUUUGUCAAGUAAUGUGCGUCUAUCUGCCUGUGUGUCACAGUCAUUUUAAAAACAAACUAUUAGUUGGCACAGUUAUAGAAAGUUGUUACUGUUACAUAGACAUAUUAUAAUAUACUGAAU